Messenger RNA from Mytilus californianus (California mussel), 1032 nucleotides. RefSeq lists its product as uncharacterized. Lineage: Eukaryota; Metazoa; Mollusca; Bivalvia; Mytilida; Mytilidae. The coding region runs from base 191 to 790 and encodes 199 amino acids. The record is from RefSeq and is a predicted model, not a curated record. The transcript has 2 exons.
GGAUCCUGUUCCUCUUCUUCCGGUUUCUGCACUGUGCAACUAUUUCAGUUAUAUUUUUAAUUAACGAUGCCAAAUACUUGUUGUGUACCUGGAUGUCAUUUAAGAGGAGGACAUGCAUUUCCAAAUGACUUAAAAAGAAGGAAAAGUUGGAUCAACGCCAUGGCCCAUACGCAGAUUGGACGAGAACACGAUGAUAUCGUGGAGUCCAUCUCAAUCAGCUGUUGUUUGCAAGGCACGUUUUACUGAAAAAGACUACGUGCAGGAAACUAUUCAUGGGCGCAAACCCACCAUACAGAGACUUAAGUCUACUGCAAUUCCCAGCCUAUUUUCCUGGACCAAGCAAGAGACUGAAUCGUCCGCAAAAAGAAAAAUCAGGGCAGUUUCCUGUGAAAACAAAAGAACUAAACUUGAUGAAUAUUGUAGUAGAAAUCUAGAGGAAAGUUUUGAUUGUAAAGUUGGUUUUCCUGAAGAAGUCAUUCAUACUGCAGAAAGGAUUUAUGACUGUCCACCACCAACUGCCGAGCUAAUGUUGAGCUUCACAGAUGGAAUUACGCAAACACCAUCAAUGCCUAUGUUUUCAGCAGAGAAUUUUGAAAUGAAGACACGUGACACAGCCAUGCAUUUUUGUACCGGUUUAGAGUUGUAUACUAAAUUUUUAUUUGUUUUGACCACACUUGGUCCAGCAGCACAUUGUUUGAGAUACAUAUAUUUUCAAAUUGAUAGGGUGUCAGUUGAAAAUCAGUUUUUUUAUGACUUUGAUGAAAUUGAGGCAUCAUACAACCAACUUUGAACUGUCUAGAUUCUAGAUUGAAUCUAGUGUUAAGAAUAUUGUGUAUACAUGGAUUGUUUUUAUGUCUAAACAGUGGUGUGAGGCUAACACUUGGCCAUCUAGUGGUUUAGUCAGGUAUUUUUCACCAUCCAACUUCAAAUUAAAGUUUCCUACGACUUGGAUUAUUAUUGACAGCACAGAAUAUCCCGUGAUAAAACCUAAAGCUCCUAGAGCUCAGGCAACCUUUUCAUCAAAUAAAAACA